AUGAAAGGGAUCCAAAAGGAGGGUGUUUCUGUCUUGCUCGUACGCAUGAGCUGUCUCCAUACACGCCGUUGUUGUUCGUGCGGGCUCAUUCUAUGCUCCAUGAACGCGCCGUACUAUGCAUGUCCACACUGUACUGAACCUCUUAUCACCGCUUCUUCUUCUUCACCAUCCACAUCACGAUCAAUAUCGCGGGACGCUCUCGUUGUACAAAUCGAGGCCGAAUUGGAGUCCACUCUUGCGGCAGAACAGACAGCGCGAGAACGGGAGAUAGAACAGGCCAGGAUAGAGGCUGGCGCAUUCCCGAUGCUUCGCACGGGAAGUGGAUCUGGUACUGCGUCACCCUCACCUGCAGCGAACAGGAUGACUGCUGCAUCGGCACCUCCCUCACGCCAGUCCCAACCCCAAUCCCAGACGCACAAAGUCAUGUCCCUCACAUCCAAACCAGGGAACGCGCGUGGUCGCGUGGUGGUCUCCUCAUAUACCACUGUCACCACACCUGUGCCUUCUCGGCCUAGUUCGCGCAAUGCUAACAUGGAUGACCUGGAGGAGGGUAUGGCACCACGAGUACCAGCACCCGUUCCAUUAUCCAAGGAAGUGGUGCCUCCGCCAACAAAAGAACGGCCCUGGCUGAAUUACGUUCAUGGACCAGUGACGUACAAACCACCACUGCGAGUUGAUGAUGAGCGUGGUACCGUCGCUGGAACAUCGUUAUCCAAGCGUAGGAGGGGUAAGGCGAAAGUGAAAGAUGGUGAUGGCGGGUCAGCAGCAAAGGGAUGGUCAGUUAUAACUCUAUUCACAUUUUUUUUGAUUAUGUCCCAUUGUUCAUUUGCAGAUGAAUGA
Psilocybe cubensis is the source of this 840-nucleotide messenger RNA. RefSeq lists its product as uncharacterized. The transcript has 2 exons. The record is from RefSeq and is a predicted model, not a curated record. NCBI's taxonomy places the organism in Eukaryota, Fungi, Basidiomycota, Agaricomycetes, Agaricales, Agrocybaceae. Bases 1 to 840 code for a protein of 279 amino acids.